AUGGUAGAAUCAUCCGCUCACUACUCAAAAUCUACCGAUGUCUUUACACUCUUAUCAUGGUUGAACAUUGAUCGUCUAGGUAAACGGGCUCUUCUCGAUGGAGCUAUCUGUUCCUUUGCUCUGCAUCUCACUGGUAAAACAACCUCCAACCCGGACUUGAUCGCACAGAGCAGAACUGUAUACGGGUUGGCUCUCAACGAGCUACAGGCUGCUUUACGACAUCCCGCGGAGUGGAAAGCGUCCGAGACGCUGUGCGCUGCUAUACUCCUGUGCUACUAUGAGUUAUUCGCAGGGACUGCUGCUCCCGAUACCUGGCUUCAACAUGCCAAAGGCAUUGGCGCUUUGAUCGAACAAAGGGGACCAGAAGCUCACGCCGAAGGCUGGGAUGCAGCUAUGCUUCUUUCGUGCCGUGCCAUUCUUAUUGUAGGCGACAUAUUCUGGCCUGGAAAGGACCAAUUGUUCCUGUCGCGGCCAGCGUGGAAGCAGGUCAUGUCUGAUGGCGGAAGGCAUCUCAUUUAUGCUGCUGACGCCCCGACAUCGCAUAUUCGUGUCGGCGAUGGCUUCCUCUCGAACCUCGCACAGCUCUCGCCCGUCUUGCACUCGGGCUAUCUCCUCCGCGAAGCUCACAAGGCUGGCAUCUCCGUCGAGUCCGAUAAAGUCUCCGCCCUGUCCCACCUCGCUGCGGUGAAUCAUGCGAGAUGGACGCAAUGGUACGACGAUUUCACAGCGCUUGAUUUCCCACCACCGAUCGAGGUCAUGCCUACAGACCCAGAAACUUCGCUAUUCCAGACCGUGCUGGUGUUCCAGUCACCGGCGGCCGGGUCGUUGCUAAUGGGGUACUGGGCCAGCAUGCUUGUUCUAGAAGAGACGCUGGUCCAGUGCGGAACACCCCGAGUGGACUCUCACUCAACCACUCGGUAUUUCGUGGAGCAGAUACUACGUUCGCUAGAGUCUGUAGGGCAAGGCACCAUGGGGCCGUACCGGGUUGGGUUUGCGGUGCGUAUUGUGUACGAGUUUGCUACUGGUGAAGAACAGCGAUGGAUUGCUUCUAUGCUGGAUAGGUUCUCACAGGGUUACGCUGCUAUUGACAAGAAAACAUACCCUGAGCCAAAGGAUGAUGUUAUCCAGCCAGUACAGACGAGCGUUCAGCCUGGUGUUAUAGGGUAG
Messenger RNA from Fusarium sp. VM40, 1167 nucleotides. NCBI's taxonomy places the organism in Eukaryota, Fungi, Ascomycota, Sordariomycetes, Hypocreales, Nectriaceae. The record is from the annotation of a GenBank genome assembly.